Molecule: messenger RNA, 1098 nt
Organism: Symbiodinium natans
Lineage: Eukaryota; Dinophyceae; Suessiales; Symbiodiniaceae
Source: the annotation of a GenBank genome assembly
AUGAGACCACGGCCCUGCUUCAUCUUCCGCGAGGCCAGCAGGGAAGCGGAAAGAGUUGGUGACAGCCGGAAGGGUGCGACCCUCGGCCACGGAGCCAAAGAGCCUCAGUCGAGCGCGCAUCGCAGCUCCUUAUCACAGUGUCAGUUUUGUCAGGUACUCGGCGCUGCUGUAGGCGGUGCUGGAGCUUAUGCAGCAUCAGACAGCGUGCGUGGGCCCGUCGACGAAGCCGUCAAGAAGCUCACGGAAGCUUUUGAGGAUUUCAACGACACCUCGCGCGAGUUCUUCGAGAACGCGGGAGAUCGUGUUCUGGGAAAGCGACAGGAGCCAUGGCUCCUGGACCGCCAGACCAUGAAGUAUGAUGAGAUGCUCCCCACGCUGGUGCUUGAUUUGGACAAGGUGAUACUUCAUCUUCAUCAUGAAAGCAAGCAGGGCUGGCAAGUCGUGAAACGACCCUUCGCAGACCAGUUCUUCAAGGAAAUAUGCCACUACUACGAGCUGGUGAUCUUCUCUGAUGACGUGUUUCCAGUGGCCUUGGACAUUGUCUCGAAGUGGAAUCUUCCGAUCUCGGGCGUCCUCCACCGAGACUUCUGCAAGAAGAAGCGGAACCAUUUCGUGAAGGACCUUUCCAAGCUGGGGCGGAGGUUGGACCGUACGCUCAUGAUCGACCACGAUCCGGCAGCCUUCCAACUACAGCCGGCCAAUGGCAUCGUCAUUCGGCCAUUUGAGGGCGACACCAGUGACACCGAACUCGCAGAUCUGCUGGAGUUCUUGAAGGCUGCCGCAUGCAGCCCCACCGACCUGCGGAAGUUUGUUGAGAAGUAUGGAGGCGGUGAUCAGGACGUUGGCAGGCGCUAUCUGGUACAGAAACAAGAGCAGGACAAGCUGGUGGAAAGCAGGAGAUCUCUUGGAAGGGCCUUUGGCAAGAACCCAUCCAUCGGCAGCCAGCCUGGACAGCCGCUCGGUAUGACAAAGGAAGAUGAAGCACAGAGAGAUGCACAAGGGACCCCUAAUAUAGACCUGCAGACAGUAGGAUUCCUUAUGAUAAGGGCCCCCGAUAAGGUACCCCAAAUUUCGGAAACCCUAAACCCUAAGCCCUAA